Molecule: messenger RNA, 1634 nt
Organism: Rhododendron vialii
Lineage: Eukaryota; Viridiplantae; Streptophyta; Magnoliopsida; Ericales; Ericaceae
Product: inositol 3-kinase
Exons: 2
Coding region: 216-1340 (374 amino acids)
Biological process (GO): myo-inositol hexakisphosphate biosynthetic process
Molecular function (GO): kinase activity
Source: RefSeq, a predicted model, not a curated record
AUUUAACAAUUACGUGACGACCAUAUAAAACGUUUUCCGAUUUGUUUUGUUUUCUCCCCAUUGCAUCGUCUCUCUCUCUCUCUCUCUCUCUCUCUCUCAUUUCUUGGCGCCUCCCCAACAAGAACUCUCCCCUGCCUGAUCACAAUCAGAACCAGCCCCUCAAUCCAAAAAACCAAACAUUUUCUCAAUCUCUCUCCUCACUUCAAACCGCACCCAUGGUGCGAAAAAACCCCCAACACCACCCCCACCGCACCCUAAUCGUCGGCAACUACUGCCACGACGUCUUAUUCAAAGACAACACCGUCAUCGCCCAAACCCUCGGCGGCGCCUCCUCCUUCAUCUCCGCCGUCUUCGACCCCCUCUCCUCCGACCCCUCCUCCACUUCCUUCAUCUCCAAAGUCGGCCCCGACUUCUCCCACCACGUCUCCCACCCCCCCAUCCUCUCCCCCUCCUCCCCCACCACCCUCUUCCACGCCCACUUCUCCUCGGAGCCCCGCCGCCAAGACCGGGUCCUCAAACGGGUCCGCUCCUGCGACCCCAUCCUCCCCUCCGACCUCCCCCCCAACGCCAAAUUCAACUUCGGCCUCGCCGCCGCCGUCGCCGGCGAAAUCCUCCCCGAAACCCUAGCCCGAAUGCUCGACAUCUGCGAUACCCUAUUCGUCGACGUCCAGGGCCUGAUCCGGGCGUUCGACCCGGUCGACGGAACGGUGAGCCUUAUCGGAUUGACGAUCAGUGGGUUUCACCACUUGUUGCCGAGGAUCAGGUUUCUCAAGGCGUCGGCGGAGGAGGCGCCGUUCCUGGACGUGGAGGAGGCGAGGAGGCUGUGCUGUGUGGUGGUGACGAAUGGUGAGGACGGGUGCACGGUGUACUGGAAGGACGGGGAGUACCGGAUUGCGCCGUUUCCGACGGUUCAGGUCGACCCGACCGGGGCUGGUGAUAGUUUUCUGGGCGGGUUUGUGGCCGGGCUUGUUCACGGAUUGGCCGUGCCCGAUGCGGCCCUUUUGGGCAAUUUCUGUGGGUCUCUCACUGUUGGGCAUGUCGGGCUUCCCAAGUUCGACUCCAAGUUGUUGCAGAGAGUCAAGGACGAGGUGGUUAAGAGAAAGAUGCAGUAUAGUUGCUGCCUCGACGGGCAAGAUGAUGGAUUGAAGUUUGAGAAACCAUUAGGUCAUGAUCAGUUCCAUGCAUCGCUUGCUGCAGCCAAAUUAGCUACCGCCUGCAGUAUCGAGGAAUGCCAACAGGACUUGCAUAAUUCUCCUACAACCAUAGAGCAGGACAUUCACCAACAGUGCACCGGUCAACAUAAACUUUUAACUACUUCUGUGUUAGAAGAGCCAAUUUAGUCAGUUAAUAAUAGUACACCUUGAUACUAGGGAAACACUCCCACUUUUUCACCCCCUACGCUGUUUCGCAUUUUCCUCCAUGCUUCAUCAAUGAAUAACUAAUAAUUUCCAAGCAUAUAGGCAGAAGAAAGCAGCACAUUCUGUGUAACGCCUCAAAUUCGCAUUUUUUAUCUGAUGAGGAUCUGUAGAUUGUGUGUGUGUUGUGCAAGCCUUUAAAGCGGCAUAUCGGAUAUGCCUCCAAUUCCAUUUCAUAUAGCUCAUUUGGCCUAGUUAUUCUCGAAAAAAAAGAAAGAA